AUGCCAGUUUCUCGUUUUCGGCAAGUGGAAAAUGGUGAAACUUCAGAUUUUGGACUGAAUGGAGAAGGGGUGUUAUGUUUUCGUGGAAGAGUGUGUAUACCGAAUGAUUCUGGUCUGAAGCAGUCUAUUCUGCGAGAGGCGCAUGGGAGCCCUUAUGUCAUCCAUCCUGGGGGAAUAAGCUAUACCGAGAUCUUUGUUAAGGCUGAGCGUCAAUUACCCUCUAGAUUACUGCAGCAAGUUAAGAUUCCACUCUGGAUGUGGAAAAGGGUAACCAUGGAUUUUAAGUUGGCCAAGUUGUAUAUGGCUGAAAUUGUAAGAUUGCAUGGUGUACCAGCUUCUAUCAUAUCUAACAGAGAUCCUAGGUGUUGUACUCCUACUUGUUGGACUAAACUGGGUGAGCGACGAAUCCUAGGGCCAAAGCUAAUUGCUGAUACAGAAGACAAGGUGAAGUUGAUUCGAGAUCGGUUGAAAGAAGGGUUUGAUAGGCAGAAGUCCUAUGCAGACUUAAAGCGACCGAUUGCUUAUCAACUUGAGUUGCCUCUAGAGCUGGAAAGAAUUCACGACGUGUUUCACAUUUCAAUGCUUAGGCGGUACCGCUCUGAUCCCUCACACGUCGUGCCAGUUGAGGAAAUUGAAGUUAGGCCUGAUCUAACCAUCAAGGAGGAACCAGUGCAGAUAUUAGAGUGUGACGUUAAAGUGCUAAGGAAGAAAUCAGUUCCUCUAGUCAAAGUACUUUGGCGUAAUCAUAGAGUAGAAAAAGCCAUGUGGGAACUGGAAGAGGCAAUGCAACAUCAAUACCCUCACCUAUUCUGA
Gossypium arboreum is the source of this 813-nucleotide messenger RNA. RefSeq lists its product as uncharacterized. The coding region runs from base 1 to 813 and encodes 270 amino acids. Lineage: Eukaryota; Viridiplantae; Streptophyta; Magnoliopsida; Malvales; Malvaceae. The transcript is spliced from 5 exons. The record is from RefSeq and is a predicted model, not a curated record.